AAACACCUUUGUUAGAACUUUCAAACCCCCAGGUUUUUUCAUUAUGAGUACGCUGUCUUGUGGAAUUGUUGGCCUUCCAAACGUUGGAAAAUCCACUCUCUUUAAUGCUUUGCUAAAAAAAAUCCAAGCAGGAGUUGCCAACUUCCCCUUUUGUACGAUUGAACCCAAUAUCGGAGUUGUCGAUGUCCCUGAUAAACGGCUUCAAAUUCUUUCUAAUCUUUCAAAAAGUCGAAAAAUUGUCCCUGCUACCAUGACUUUUGUCGAUAUUGCAGGACUAGUAAAAGGAGCCUCAACUGGAGAAGGGUUAGGCAAUCAAUUUCUCAAAAAUAUUCGAGAAACAGAUGCCAUCGUUCACGUUGUUCGCUGUUUUGAAAAUGAUCAAGUCGUUCACAUUGAAGGAAAAGUGAACCCAAUUGCUGAUAUUGAGGUGAUCCACCUCGAACUUGUACUCGCAGAUUUGCAAAUGGCCACGAAUAUUCUCCAAAAAAUUGAAAGGCAAGCCAAAGGAAAUAAAGAGAACCUUCUCAGCAUUGAAACCCUAAAAAAAGAAGAACAGGCUAUUUUGAAACCUUACCACUUCAUUACAUCUAAAAAAAUGAUCUACGCAGCGAAUCUUUCAGAAGAAGAUAUUCUUGGAUCAAAUCAGUCUCAUCUCAAAGCGGUUCAAGACUACGCAGCUGAGGAAAAUAGCGUUGUUCUUCCUUUUGCGCAAAAUUGGAAGAAGAACUGCUCGCCCUACCUCAAGAGGAGGCCGAAGAGAGAACAAGAAACUCGAGCUUGGACGAUUCAAACCGGAACAACUGCUCCCGAAGCUGCCGGAAAAAUUCACACCGACCUUCAAAAAGGAUUUAUCCGCGCAGAAGUGAUUUCAUUUGAGGAAAUGGUCAAAUAUGGGGGACGACUUGGAGCAAAAGAAUCUGGAAAAGCCCAUUUAGAGGAAAAGAGAUUAAUAGUUUAUAACCUUGAUUGCCCUGUUAAAAAACAAGUGGAUUCAGGGAAAAAAUAUACGCUCGUUCAAGAUAUUUUUAAGGAAUUAGUAAAAACAGCAGAAAAAAGAUGCCCUUCAUCAAAGCAGAAUCGAUGGGAGAUUCGUAUUAAGGAAGACUCUGAAAUCAACGCCUUUUGUGCUCCCGGUGGAAAAGUGAUUAUUACCACUGCCAUGCUUAGAAAAUUGAAACAAAAAGCAAGCAAGGCUAGUGAUGUUUCCCAAAAAGAUCUUAUUGCAGCAGUACUCGGACAUGAAAAUCAGCCACGCCCUAGCUGA
Ilex paraguariensis (yerba mate) is the source of this 1264-nucleotide messenger RNA. The record is from the annotation of a GenBank genome assembly. Lineage: Eukaryota; Viridiplantae; Streptophyta; Magnoliopsida; Aquifoliales; Aquifoliaceae.